AUGCCUCAUCCCAAAGACUUCUUUGCAGUCAAUGCUCACGACCUCAGAGGCUUCCUGGACGUCCUGCAAUGUCUCUACUCGCUAUGGCUCUCCGCGCCCAAACCUCCUACUCGUGAAAUCAGAGACCGGAGCGCAGAAAGUAGUCUCUCAGUCGCCUUCCCCCUCGUUACUCCAGCAUAUCGGCUUCAGGCCACGGAAGACGUUCGUGACGCCAGCGUUGUAUUCGGCUCUUCUGCUGCUGUCCCAUAUGACACCAUUCACGACGCAUUUCUUGCUCACGUAGGGAUGCCCACUGAGCUUGUCGCUAUUGUCGAUCAUGGUGGCGACUCCAUGACAUACCGCGAGCUGGAGCGCCUCUCAGGAAGGCUGUCCGCUUGGCUGCGCUCCAACGGUGUCGGUCAAGGUGCCCGCGUUUUUCUGUUGAUUGAGCGCUCCAUUGCACAAAUUGUCGCCAUUCUUGCCGUACUGCGCGCGGGUGCCGCAUACUUAUCUAUCUCAGAAUCUCCGUUUGCGACGUUAGUUCCUGUGGCUGUCCUUCCCCACGAUAGCGCCUAUAUCAUCUAUACCUCUGGAACGACUGGUCGGCCCAAAGGCGUGAUCGUGAGCCACUCAAAUGUGUGCAACUUGCUUUGCCUCUCCCCGGGAAACCUAGGCAUCCGCCCCGGAACCCGAGUCUCGCAGCUGCUCAACGUCGCAUUCGAUAUGUGCGCUUGGGAGAUCCUGGGAUGUCUCAUGAACGGCGGGACACUGCACCUCCGCGGGCCCCACCGGCAGGAUUGGAUCAACGUCCUGAAGACGGUGGAUGUCGUGAUUAGCACGCCGUCCAUCUUGGAACAGCACGACCCCGCAGACUAUCCAAACAUUCGUGUCGUUGCGACGGCGGGAGAGCCGUGCCCCCAGAGCCUUGCCGACCGAUGGGCGCAGCGCGCGAUCCCAACUCCGAACAAUGCUGUAUAUAUCCUCGAUGCCGAGAUGCGCCCUGUUCCACGCGGUAUGCCUGGCAUAAUGUGGGCAGGCGGACGCGGCGUGUGCAUGGGUUAUCUCAAUCGCCCAGAUCUUACAAGGGAUAAGUUUCUUCGCGAUCCUUUUUUAGUGCAGGGGGGAAUGAUGUACAACACAGGAGACAUCGGCAAGCUCCAGGAAGGGGGCCAAUUAAUCCAUCUCGGACGAGUUGACGACCAGGUUAAAAUCAAGGGGUUUCGCGUAGAGCUGGAUGGCGUGACUGCCGCCGUUCGUGCAUGUCCAGGCAUCGAAUCUGCUUGCGCACUGCUGAUAGGACAAGACCUUUGGGCGUUCUACAGCCCUACAUGUGUUCCUACCGAAGAGAUACGCACGACUGUUGUUGCCUCACAGCCGUAUUACGCUGUGCCGUGCAAAUAUCACGCGCUGUCUGUAAUGCCGCUCACCACGUAA
Messenger RNA from Postia placenta MAD-698-R-SB12, 1413 nucleotides. RefSeq lists its product as hypothetical. The record is from RefSeq and is a predicted model, not a curated record. Lineage: Eukaryota; Fungi; Basidiomycota; Agaricomycetes; Polyporales; Adustoporiaceae. The transcript has 7 exons. Gene Ontology annotation, molecular function: phosphopantetheine binding. Bases 1 to 1413 code for a protein of 470 amino acids. Gene Ontology annotation, cellular component: cytoplasm. Gene Ontology annotation, biological process: secondary metabolite biosynthetic process; amino acid activation for nonribosomal peptide biosynthetic process.